CCCCACAGUGAACACACGGCGGCACAGCGCGCCGCGUCCAGGAGAUUUUGACGCCCACUCGGUAGUGAGAGUGUGAGUGGCUUGUGGCCGCCGCGCCGCGCACAUGUCCUCCCCAGUGUAGUGCCCCGCGCCUCGGCAUCAUGCCCAGUGCCUUCGACCUCUUCGGACCGUUCGAAAACUCGCUCCGGAAUUACCACAAGCCGCAGUGGCGGGGGCGACCGUGCCCCCACGGCAUCCACGUCCCCGAGCAGUGCACCUGCGACACCCACCAUGAGUGUCAGCGCCCGCACUGCGCCAACGACGUGCCCCUCGAUCCCCUGUGCCGCCUCACCAAUGGCAUGCCCUUCGGCCCCAUGGUGUCCAUCACCGACACCUCCUCGCCCUCACACAAAUGCCACUCCAAUGGCUGCGGCCCCGCGGCGGCCACCUCGCCCACCUCGCCCACGGCGCCUACCAAGUCCCCCAGCACCUGCUCCGUGGUGGACCGCCUCUACUCCACCCGCACGCACGCCUCCGCCGCCAAGAUGCGGCCAAGCUGCUCCACGGCCCGCGGCGACGCUGGGGACGACGCCCCCAGUGAGGGCAAGGCUGGCGGGCGCCUCAUCUCGCAGCUGAUUGGCGACCAGGCCGUGAGCGGCCACGACCGCACCCGUCGUGACGGCGCUUCGCCCUCCCCCACCAGGCGGGCUCAGAGCACUGGGGGUUGGCGCGCCCAGGCCUCCCCGCCAGCUCCCACCGAGCUCCUGCCGAUGCAGUUCAACCCGCCGCGCCGCUCGGCGUCCUCCCACGCCGCUGUCAAGACCGCCAAGACCGCCAAGACCGCCGCCCGGCGCGUCAAGAGCAGCGAGAGUGACGCCUCCUCCAGCGAGCUGUCCUCUUCCCCAGAUACCUCGCCCUCCUCCACGCCCGCCACCACGCCCGCCAUCACGCCCGUCUCCACGCCUUCCGUCACGCCGAGGAAGCACUUGUCACCAAAGAACAGCGGCAACCAGCUGCUGCCCGCCAAGAAGGCCGCCGCCAAGAAGGCCGCAAAGUCCACGCCUGGGCGCCCCUCGGCGGUGUUCUGUGGCGGGCGCGGCACUCUACGCCCCGCGCCCCUCAACAAGAGCGCCAGCGAUGGCGUGGAGAGGCAGCGCAAUAAAGCAGCACAGCGUGCUGUCAAGGCACGGGGGCCGCCGCCCCUCAGAAAGGAGCAGCAGGCGGGGCAGCAGGAGGCGGCGGAGGGACAGCUGAGGGACAGGGUGACGCGCGUUUCCUCAGACUCGCGGGUGGAUGAGCUGCUGGCCCAGGCCUUCAUGGCGCUGGAGAGCCUCACACCAGAGCAAUCGGGUGGGGGCGCCGUGCCCCACGAGCGGCCCACCAGCCCCUCCUCGCCGCAGCACGCCCACGACCACCUGCGUCGCCUGGCCAUCGCCCACGCCCGCAAGGAGAACGGCAAGAGCUACAAGGAUCUCACGCACAUCCUGCAGGAGAAGAUGGAGGAGCUGGAUGAGGCCAUGGCGCGGUCGGAGGAGCAGGUGGCGGCGGCGCGGGCGUGGCUGGAGGCUGAGCGGGUGUGGCUGGUGCAUCGCGGCGGCUUCUGUGCGGCGCGGCAGCUGCGGGAGACAGACGCUGGGGUGGCGCUUCCCGAGGGGCGUGUCAGGUUGAAGUUAGAACACAACGGUGAUGUCAUAGAAGUAGAUGAAGAUGAUGUGGAGAAGGCCAACCCACCACCGUACGAUCGCUGCGAGGACCUGGCACAGCUGCGGUACCUUAACGAGUCUUCUGUUCUGCACACACUACGGCAGCGCUAUGGCUCUAACCUCAUCCACACGUACGCCGGAGCUGCCAUGGUCGUCAUUAACCCCACCAGCCCCCUCGCCAUCUACUCUGAGAAGGUCAUACAGAUGUUCAAGGGAUGCAAGUUGGAGGACAUGCCACCACACAUUUACUCAGCAGCCCAGGCGUCUUACCGUGACCUUCUGGCAACACGGAGGGACCAGAGUGUUGUGUUCCUCGGGCGUUCAGGAGCCGGGAAGACCACCAACUUCCGGCACGUCCUUCAUUACUUGGCACUGGCUGCUGGGACGACUAAUAAGAUCCUGACUGUUGAGAAGCUGAAUGCGAUAUCGACUCUCCUGGAGGCGUUCGGAAACAGUCGCACCGUCAUGAACACCAACGCCACUCGCUUCACACAGAUCUUCAGCCUCGAUUUUGACCACUCAGGACAGAUCGCUUCAGCCUCAGUCCAGGUGUACAUGCCGGAGAAGACUCGGGUGGUGAGGCGUCCUGAGGGGGAACCAAACUACCACAUCUUCUACCAGCUGCUCUCAGGGGCUGACUCAGAUCUACGGAGGACCCUUGGCCUGGAGAACCUGUCUGAGCCAAACUUGUUCAUGACGCCACUGCAGAGAAGUGAGGACCGGCAGAAGGCAGGCAUCGCAUGGGCACGGAUCAGGGCCGCCUUGGACGUGCUGGGGGUGUCACCUGAAGAGCAGCAUGCCAUCUGGUGUGUGCUGGCCGCCAUAUACCACCUGGGUACAGCUGGAGCUACAAGAGCUGCAACAGGCAACAAAUUCCAGUUCAGCAAGCCAGGCAGUUCCCAGAAAGCGGCCAGCCUGCUUGGGACAUCUGUGGAGGAGUUAGCACGCUCCAUCUUCUACUCCACACCCACCACUCCUUCCUCCCGAGCCUCUUUCAGGACCACUUCCCCCACAGAGCGACCUGCAGAGAGGCCGGAGGGACUGGAGGCGCUGGAAGGAAUGGCCACUGGGCUGUACAGUGAGGCCUUCAAUGCCAUCGUGGCCCUUAUCAACAGGUGCAUCUCCACAUCAGCCCACACCUCCAACUCCAUCCUGGUGGUGGAUGCUCCCGGCUUCCAGAACCCAGCGUCUUGUGGCAGGACAUCUGGGGCCACCUUCCACGACCUCUGCCACAACUACACACAGGAGCGCUUCCAGAUGCUCUUCCACGACACCACCUUCACUGCACAGACUGACAGAUAUGCUCAGGAAAACAUUGAGUACGGUGAUGUGGCUGACGAGAUCGGCACCCCAGCGCCUCUCAUCGCCCUCAUAGACAAGGCUUCCUCCAACUGUGUGGUGCGGACGUCCCAGGUGGACCUCAGGGAGUCGGACCGGCGGGGGCUGCUGUGGCUGCUGGAUGAGGAGGCAAUCUUCCCCGGCGCCACCGAUCAGUCCUUCCUGGAGAGGCUGUACGCCCACUAUGGUGACCGAGAAUACUCCCAGCUGCUGAAGAAGGGAGCAUCACCAGAACAGUUCACCCUGCAACACUUCCAGGGCACCAAUCCAGUCACUUACUCCAUCCAGAACUGGCUGAGGGCAUCCCGAGAGAAUCCUGUCAUGAGGCAGGCAGCUGCUCUUCUGCAGGAGUCAAAUAAGGAAACACUGAGCCGUCUGUUUGUGUUCAGCCGAGGGCCCGUCAGCAACACCAUCAGCGGGUCGGUGGUGGGCAUUGAGGGGUCCCAGUCACUGCGCCGUGCCUCCUCCAUCAGAAGAGCCUUCACCACUGGUACUGCUGGUAUCAAGAGGAAGAGUGUGUGUCUGCAGGUCAAGUUUACUGUGGACGGCAUAAUUGAGAACCUGCGUCGGAGUAAGCUGCGGUUCAUCCACUGCCUGUUGCCGCAGCACAAUGCCGGGCUGUGUGACCUCAAGGGUCCCUCAUCAUGCCCAACAAGACCAACAAUUCCUGCGAGGAUAUCCUGCUCAAUGUGCCUCUUGUGCGGUCUCAGUUGCGUGGCUGCCAGAUCCUGGACGCCCUGAGGCUCCACAAGCAGGGCUUCCCGGAGCACCUGCAGUACAGUGAGUUCCGUCGCCGCUUUGCCGUGCUGGCCCCCACCGAGGCGCGCUCCCAGAACCCCGUGCUGGAUGAGAGGGCGGCUGUGGAGGCGAUCCUGGCACACCU
Molecule: messenger RNA, 3903 nt
Organism: Portunus trituberculatus (swimming crab)
Lineage: Eukaryota; Metazoa; Arthropoda; Malacostraca; Decapoda; Portunidae
Product: unconventional myosin-XVIIIa-like
Exons: 15
Coding region: 141-3761 (1206 amino acids)
Biological process (GO): vesicle transport along actin filament; actin filament organization
Cellular component (GO): cytoplasm; myosin complex; vesicle
Molecular function (GO): ATP binding; actin filament binding; microfilament motor activity
Source: RefSeq, a predicted model, not a curated record